AUGAACAUUGCAUCUAUUGUGAUUGAAGAUGCCUUGAAUGAAACAUCGUGGGGAAUGGUUGUUGUUGAAAAAUAUCAGGAGAAGUGUAAUAUCGUCGUCAAAGUUAUGAUUCCUGUAACUGCAGCCAUUGGAAGGUAAUAAAUAUUAAGUUUAAGAUAACGUCAUGGGCCUAUAACCAGAAUUUCGAACCUAUUCUGGAUUUCAUCGAACCAUCGAUCUAAGGAUGAACAUGCACAUACAAACAUUGACUAAUAUUUCGCAUUCUUCAAUAGCAUUUGCUUUGUGCUUAAAAAUCUGAUGAACCCAACUUUUGAGAUAUUCAUGAUCAAAUUGGAAUUCUCCUCACAAAAAUUAGAGUUUCAUGUGAGACAAUGCCUUUAUACGGGCAUGCCCAUCCUUGGACGCAAAUGACGAUGUGUUGAAGACCGAGCAGCUGCCCAGUUUUCCCACAAAAAUUUUAAGCUAUUUUUUACGGCUGUAAUAAAAAGCUUUCGACUUUGUUGGCUCAAACAGACUAAAAGUCCUAGCUGUAUUUAAAGAAAAAAUAGAGGCUAUACAGUUCAGUUAACUUAUCAAGACAACGAUACGGUGCUAGUCCUUUUGUGUUUUGGUCAUGAAUCAUUAAUGAUCUGAUAAAGGAAUUUCAUUAACACUGGGAGUUCAACGUUUUUACAUGCUCAUUAUUCCUUAGUUUCAUAGCGGCCAUAACCGUUAUUACUUUAUUGUUUCUUUCAGGCAUAAAAUUGAAGUUUUACUUCCAUCGUCUUCAUCUUUUAUACUUUUACAUUGCUUUGACAUCAUCGUUAUUUGCAACGCAUGGAAUAAAGGUGUUCAAUAAUAUAUGAAUUUUUCUUUGACUUUUCAUAGUUUAAGGCUAUCGUUCUUUAUAUUAGUAUCUUGAUAUCACAUACUUCUCCGUAAGUCACAUGGUUACAUGGCAUAAAAAAUAACUACUGGAUGAAUUAUGUAGUAAAUAACCUUAAUUAUAAUAUUUUGCCGUUAUCUAGAUGACGAUGUUUAUCUUGAAAGUGAGGAGUUAAGACAGGAAUAUGUUUUAAAUGAUGUUGGUCUUAUAUAUCGUGGCAGUGCAAGUAAUGGUGCAUAUGGGAUUACUGCAUUACAUUGGGAGUUUGGUCAGGUAAUGGCAUAAAACGUGUUUGGAAACAUCCAUAGUUCUAAAUGCUAACAUCAUUUUAGACAAUUUACUCGAUUCUGAUUGGUUAAAAACCGUGAUCAUGAUGGACCCAAAUAAAUAUUACCAUGCUAAUUCAGAUACCGUGCUCGCAUGGGAUUUUUACUUGUAAAGUUGUUUAAAACAUUAUAGUUUCUCAUCUAGGAAAUGAAGGUUUUUGUGUGUCAAUGGAAAAAAAAUAAUGCAACCGUAUACAUCUGGCGAGAAUUGUUUCAUAUAUAAUCUUGGAGGAAAUGCUCCGUUUUAAUAUUUAUAUUUUUCUUAUCAGAUGCAAAAGUAAACUGAUAAAUUGUGUAAUAAUAAAAUGUAUAUUCAAUAAUUUUUUUAUGUAGUUUGAAGAAAAUGUUUUGGACUGUGUGCUGCUCCUCUUGCAAAAAGAUAAACGAUUUGAACGACAUCCUUUAAAAUCUCAUCGAAAACAGAACAGCGCUGCAUGGAUAGGAAGAGUCCUAUCUGCUGUGGUAAGGUUAUAUGUUAUGAGACCCUCAAUUAUACAGUCUCAUAUUGUACAGGAGAAUUUCCUGGCCAUUUGCAAUAUGGUAUCGUAUCAUGUCGUUUUGUAUUGACUAUAUUGAAAACUUAUUAUUAUUUCCUUCAUUUUUAAAAGUCUUGCAAUGCAUCGAUAUGGAAAUCUACAGAUGGUAUUCCGCUAACCGAUAUUAUUGGCCAACACUGAUAAACGAUAUACCGAUAUUCUAUUUCAGGCCUCGACUAUUUUGAGUGCUCGGCAACUCAAUUUUAUUCCUUCAUUAUAUAAAUUUAGCUAAACUGCCAACAAGACGAUGGUCUGUUGAUGGGAAAUUGGUCAGGUAAAUAUGAGAAAGGUAAAGCACCAUCGAGCUGGCUUGGCAGUGCAGAUAUAUUCCAAGAAUACCACAAAACUAAUGAAGCAGUGAAAUAUGGUCAGUGCUGGGUCUUUUCUGGUGUUAUGAAUACUGCACUAAGAGCGUUGGGAAUUCCUGCAAGAUGCGUAACAAAUUUUGACAGCGCUCAUGAUACUGAUGAAUCUAUGACCAUAGAUGUUAUUGAAAGUGAAGAUGGAUUAAGAAUGGAGGAUGUUUGUGAUGAUAGCAUUUGGUGAGUUUUCGCUGGCAAAAAAUGUGAAAUCCAUACUAUGAAAUUUGCAAUUGCACAGGCUAAAUCCAUAGUAUAUCCGUACUAUUUCGAUAUCCAUAGUAUGGAAAUAUACAAUUAUUAUGGAUAAGCAAAAUCCAUAUUUCCAAUAAAUGUCCAUACAAUUUCCACUCUAUGACAUUCUAUGGAUUUUCAAUUUUUUUUCCAGUGUCUAUUGCUAAUUCUUCUUCAAUAGCUUUGUCAAUUGGUUCUUCAUCUAGCCGGAAGGGAAAAAACCAGAACAUUGAUUGAAUAAAACCAAUUUACAAUGCGAACAACAGUAACAUUUCCUCACGUUCGAUGUUUUUGCAUAUAUAUGCAUGAUGUUUUUUUGGGGUUUUUUCGUACGGGGAUACGAAAAUGUUACAUGUGAAAAUGCCCUUUGAGGAUAAAAUUCUAGUGAUGAAAAUUGGUGCGGAAAACAUAUUGACAUUUUGUUUUUGUUUUUACGUAAUUGUUUACGUGUACAGUAAUUUUACUGCGCUGGCUUGAAUUUACUUGUUCUGGAAAAUAUUACAAAUUAAACGAAUGAAAAAUAUAUAAUACAAGCUAUGUUUUUUGGAUAUUUGGUUUUAAUAUUUUUGCAAAAGUAAAUAUCACAACUCUUACAAUCUGAUUGGUCAAAUUUGACGCUUUAACUCCUAUAUGCACCUGCAGGUGAACAUAACAAAACCGACAUUUGAAAAAUGGCGGCUAGCCGUUUUGUGGUGGUUACUCAUAAAGAAAUAAGCAAAAUUAAAAUAAAUUCAGGCCCAAAAAAAUACAAAAGACUUGUGUAAAAAUACUAAAACAAUUAUUCGCGGCUGGGUGAUUAUGGGUAAAAAGCAAUUCAAGACGUUGUUAAUUACACUUAGUAAUUAUUAAUUAUUAUUAUUAUUAUUAAAAAUUUUGUAUGUUCCCCAAAGGGCUUUUCAGCAUACAAUUACAAUACGAAAUUUAGAAUAAAGCUAUGCUAUACUAUUCAAAAUCUAAGUUAUGAUUGUCUAUUAAAACCUUCAUAUAUAUGAUACUAAGAAUUUAAAAGGUGUUCUUUUAGUUUUUUUCUUAAAAACCUUGAGUUCUGGAAUCUUUUUCAGUUCAUCAUCAAUAUCGUUCCAUAUCUUAACUGCGCGAUAAUGAAAUGUUCUUUGCCUUGCAGUAGUUUUAUAGCUUGGAAUAUUUAAACAGUUGUUAUUUCUAGUCUGGCAAUUAUGAAUAUCAGAUCGCUUUGUGAAUUUAUUUACAAGGUAACUUGGCGCAAGGUUGUUCAGACAUUUAUAAGUCAUUAUCGUGUCUUUGUAAAUAAGUAAGUUUUCAAUAGAUAGCCAGUUAAGUUCUUGAAGACCUGGUGUUACAUGGUCAAACUUUUUAAUACUCGUGAUCAUUCGGCAUGCGAAGUUCUGGACUGUUUGCAAUUUCUUUAGAUUUUUCGAUGAGGUAUUAGCCCACACCGAAGAACUAUAUAGCAACUUGUUAAUCACCAAAGCUUCAAUAAGUAAUAUUAAAGUUUUUUAUCAAAGCUCUCCUUUACUCGACUAAUUUGACAUAAUUUGUUUAAUGCACGUUGACGACAGUUUAGAAGUAUGGUCAUCAUAGGAAAGAUGUAAAUCAAGGUGCAUCCCCAAGUCUUUGACAACUGAAACUGGUUUAAGAGUUUUUCCGAGAAAGUUCAGAUUGGUUUGUGUUGGUAAAUUCAGGCUGUAGCAUUGAUCUUGUGCCCAGGCCCGGAGCUACGGGGGGGUGUGGGGGGGGGUGACACCCCCCCAGUAAUUGUAUUCAGUCGGCAGGACUGCUAUUCAGUCGGUAGGACUGCUAUUCAGUCGGUAGAACUGAUAUUUGGGUUAAAUAUUUUUGGCGCAAAGGGCAAGAACGUGGUGGGAAUUUAAGGAAAAUGUUGAGGAAAAAUGUAAAAAUUUUGGAAAAAUGUAAAAAAAUGUUGAAAAUUUGUUAUGAGCGGAAAAUUUUUGAAUGUUCCGGAAAAUUUUUUUACGUCCGGAAAAAUUUUUUGACCCCUAAAAUGGUACACUGACCGAAAUUUUUUGGCGACGGGGGGGGGGGGAGAUCGACCAAAAAUUUUUGAUCCGGAAAAAUUUUUUUCAACCAGUCGGUUGAAUUGACCUUAUUAAACCCCCCCCUGAAGAAUUUCCUGAGGACGGCCCUGUUUGUGCCUGCUAAGAGGAAUUUGGUCUUGUCAGGAUUGAUUAAUAAUUGAUGUUCCAAGCACCAUUUAGCGGUUUUAUACAGAUCGUUUUCUAGUUUAGCUAUUGCCUGUUGUACGUCUUCGACAAGAGAUGCAAGAUGGAGUUUUGAAUUGUCAACGUAUUCCAAACAAAAAUGGUGAAAGAAUAGAGCCCUGGGGCACUCCAUGGUACUAGCGCUAGUUGAGGAAACAGUAGAUCCUAUUUGUACGUAUUGUGAUCUGCUCGACAGAUAGCUUUCGAACCAUUGAAUGGCUAGCGGAGACGCUCCUACGCAUUUUAACUUAUGCAAUAGGAUUGUAUGAUUGAUGCUGUCAAAGGCCUUAGACAGGUCCAACAAAAUGUGGGCUGUUACAUGUUUUUUGUCCAUGGCUUCCAGCAUCUUGUCAGUAAUGAAGAUGUUUAAAGUUUCUGUAGAGUGGUGUUUCCUAUUUCCAUUUUGAUGUGGUGAUAAACGUUUGUUUUCUGUUAUGUAUGAACUAAAUUGGUCGAGUGCAACUCUUUCACAGACCUUUGAUAAAACUUCUAAAAGUGAAAGGGGUCGAUUAUUAGACGGUAUCUCUUGAUCGCCAUCUUUAUGCAAUGGUAUUACUUCAGAUAGUUUCCACUUAUCUGGAAACUUGCCUAACGUUAAGGAACUGUUAAUUAGGUUCGUAAGGGGGCCCAGAAUGACUGGUAGACAGUCUUUAAUAACACCCUAGCCCGCGUGCAGGCCCAAGGGAACUGAUAGUGGGUCUGCAAGCAAGGCCCGGUAUUUUGUAAAACGCCCCUUUUCAUAACACGCCCCAUUCGCGCGUCAAUUGUCAAAAAAAGAACCAAUGACAGCACCCAAAUAUUAACAAACAAACUCGCAUUAAAAUGUUGCGGGGUUUUCUCUUCUUAUUCAUAACAUAAACAAUGUGUAAAUGGCUGCGUUUUAACUCCAAAAAAGCAAGCAACGCAGUCAGUAAUUGCCAAAUUUGCAAGUGCUCAUUUUCAACUAAAAUCGGAACAGGCAAAUUAGAACUAAUUUCAACAGAAAACCAGUCUCAGACUUCAAAUCGUGAGGGAAGUCGUGCGACGUAGCAUUUAUAAUGUAUGUGUGCUUCGCUGUCGCCAUUGUUAUAAAUAAAUUGUCUCACUUAUCAGAUCGUGUGUGCAAUUCUUGUUGGUGGCGGAAAGUACGAAAUUUAUUUCAGUUAUUUCAUUCGGUAAAGAACUCUACAAAAGAAGAGAGCGUUUAGAGUCCAGAUCGUUUCAAACGGCAAUUUAAUACCGUCUUCUGUUUCGCUCUCUCAGCGAAGCCAAAAUCGCAAAGUGCUUCGAAUAGGCUUACAUGCAACUGCCUCUAAAUCUUCACCGCGUUUUCUUCAGUGCAAGAACAGAGUCAACCAAAUGAUAAUUUUCUUGAGGAACACAUAAACGUAUCAAGUCUGUUUGAAAUUAAUAAUGAAACUCAAGUAAAGGUUACUAUAGUUUACCCCAGUCGUAAAUCGUAAUGUUGCUAUUCCAACACCUCACGACAAGCAAUCCCCAUUGGAAUAUCGCCAAAAACAUCUCUUCCUUCAAGUAAACAAUAAACAGUCUGUUCUUGUUCCAUUUAUAAUCGAAAAAAGCGAUCAAUUUUUGAAUUUUAAGCUUAUCGAGAGCCUUUGUGAUGAAUCACUGAUCCAAUUAUAGAAUCCAACAGCAAACAGCCAAUCAGAAUGCCGCGUUCGUGGGCGAACGCGGAAAGUACAAAAUACCGGGCCUUGCUUGCAGGCCCACUAUCAGUUCCCUUGGGCCUGCACGCGGGCUAAUAACACCCAUGCUGAUCUUAUCCGGCCCCGGUGAUUUGUUUCUGGGCAUUGCCAUAAUAAUUCGUCGAAUUACUGAACAAUAAUGUCAUGAAAUUAAUAGUUUAAGUGAAGUUGGAAGAUUGCUCGUCAGUUAAAAUAGUCAUUUCUUACUAUACAACAUUUAGAAUGUUCACACAUAAAAUUUGAUUUUAACAUUUUUUCACAUGUGUGAAAUUUCUAUUUCGAUGUGGAAUUGGAACUUCACAGUGAAAAAGCUUUUUCAGAUCAUGUGAAAUCAUAUGUGAAAUUUUCUUAAGGGAAUUCUUUAAUUUUAAUUUCCCUUACGGUAAAUUCACAUAUAAUUUUACAUGUGAAACCUUCACAUGUGAAACUGCACAUAUAUUUUCACAUCUGAAAUGGAUCAUAUGUUUAAUUCACAUGUGAAAUCAUUUUUCAAAUGUUGAAUCAGGCACGGAUUUUCGGGGGGGAGGGGAUAUCCCCCCCCAAAGGCUUUUGGCACUCCCGCAAAUUACAUAUAUUUUGAUCUGAUAGUUUCAUAUUUGAUUAUUCAUACUACUAAAUUUGUAAAAUUACUAAUAUUAUGCAUGGUCUCAGAUCUCGCCACGCCCCGGGCAAAGCAAGCACCAGCACCCCCAGAUAUUUAUUCACCACCCCGAACGAAAAUAUGAAAAUCCUUCUCUGUCAGUUGAAUUGAAACAUUUCACACGGUGCAUGAAAAGGCAAUUUCACAAGUGAAAUCAUGCAUAUGUUAAUGUUAUAACAAUGUGUGUUGAACUAAUAUAUAAACGUAAAACAUGGGUUAACUCGUUAAAAACUGGAAAUAUAUACACCUACCUUCAAACACAAUAUCGGCAAAUCAAUCAAUCAAUCAAUCAUUUCUUGCCAAUCGUUUUGGCAAAUAAAUCAAUCAAUCAAUCAAGUCGUUUCUUUUUGUAUACAAGACAUUUGUAAACCGUGUUAUUUCUUCAUCUGCAGGAAUUUUCAUGUUUGGAAUGAAAUGUGGAUCAAACGAAAAGAUCUAGCAUCCAAUAACUAUGAUGGUUGGCAUGCCGUGGAUUGCACACCACAAGAAAAAAGUUCUCAGUUGUAUCAGAUGGGGCCUGCACCACUGGCCGCCAUUAAGAAUGGUGAAACCUACGUCGGAUAUGACGCUGCGUUUGUUUUUGCUGAAGUUAAUGCUGAUUAUGUAAAAUGGAUCGCGUUAAGGGAUGAGAGUGGCGAUAUUGUGUUUGAAGGUAGGUGUAUAUAUUUCCAGACAACGUUCUUCUGUCCUGCAUUAAUUCAGGCGCUGCAUAACGAUUAG
Messenger RNA from Paramuricea clavata, 7563 nucleotides. The record is from the annotation of a GenBank genome assembly. Lineage: Eukaryota; Metazoa; Cnidaria; Anthozoa; Malacalcyonacea; Plexauridae.